Stegodyphus dumicola is the source of this 2307-nucleotide messenger RNA. RefSeq names its product cubilin-like. Gene Ontology annotation, molecular function: protein binding. The record is from RefSeq and is a predicted model, not a curated record. Lineage: Eukaryota; Metazoa; Arthropoda; Arachnida; Araneae; Eresidae.
AAAAUGUGCCAAAAUGGCGGUCCCUGCAACCGCGCCGUAAAGUUAGCUGCCCUGCACUGAUGAAGGAAAAAGUGUUUUGGGAGGAAGAUACGUCACCGCUGAUUCCGAUUCUGGUCGUCCCGUUUCAUCUUGGAGCUGUGUAUGUAUUCUAAGGAAGAGAAUACGUUGCGGAAAUCACAAAAUUUUGAAGAACAUGGGUCGGAAAUCUCCCCUACAGCCACUGCCUGCAAAAUUUCGCCCGGCUUGAGAGGGAGAUCUCUGAGUCAGAAGCGUGUGCGGGACUGCUCAAAAUGGCAUCUGGCAACCAUGAUGCAGUGGAACCCGCAAGCAAUGCCACAUGCUAUAUCCUCGCAGCGUUAUUCCUGGCAGUUCUUCUACCCCAUCUUGUGGCACUGGUGAGUGGCACAUCAACUGUGAGCGACCCCGCAGCGGCACUCACUCCCCCUACACCCACUUCUCGGACCCCAAAGUGUGACAGAAUGUUCAUCAGCAACCCGGACGGGCCCAAGAAUGGAACCUUCAGCGCUCCUGAGCUGACUAUACCGAAAAACCACUCACGACAGUGCAUCUACACUUUUAUUGCCAGCGAGAACGAAAGGGUUCAAGUCACAUUCAUGUCCUUCAAUCUGCGGGGAGCCAUCCCAGAGUGUAAUCAUGAAUAUAUUGAUCUGUACACGGAGAUCGAGGAUGCCAGCAUGGAGCUGAUCCGCACACCUUUCGGAGGUCGCUACUGCGGCAGGAAUCGACCACGUAAUAGAAUAUCCAUGUUCCAGACACUUGUGAUUGCUUUCUACACGGACGAGACACACGUCUCAGCAGACGCCUUCGAAGGGUACUACGAAUUCAUCAACGCCUCUCAGUACGUGGUCGGCACUCCUUCCCCAGACUCGGUGUGCAGUUUCACUGUAUUCAGCGACAACCAGAGGGAGGGAGAAUUCCGUUCACCCACCUACCCUGGGGUGUACCCGAAAAACUUGCACUGCCAGUACCGAUUUCUGGGCAGGAAAGGACAACGGGUCAGACUGGAGUUCAUGGACUUUGAUCUUGUCUUCGGUGGUGCACACUGCCCGUUUGAUUUUGUGAAAGUAUUCGAUGGCGCGACAUCGGAUGAUCCUCUGAUCGGCACUCAUUGCGGACAGCAGAGAAACCUCGUUAUCUACUCCUCGGCGGAGAAUGUCUCCGUCCAGUUCAUCACUCUCCAAAGGACAGCAGAAAGCGAAAACAGGGGAUUCUCGGGAUUUUUUGAAUUCAGUGAGCGAUUUGUCAGUCUUGAUUUUAUCGGCAAAAAUGAUGGAGAACAUAUUCGUGGUACAGAAUGUGACCAAAAGAUUCUGAGCAAAAAAGAAUCGUCAGGGAAUGUUUAUUCUCCGAAUUAUCCCUUUCCCUAUCACCAGAAUACAGUCUGCAAAUAUUAUAUUUACGGUUUGCAAGACAACCAGGACUUAGAAAGGGUGAGAAUGAUAUUCGAGAAAUUUGAAAUACCCAGCAAAGAUGCCGAGUGUUCCGAUGGGGGAUUUUUAAAAAUCUAUCUUCAGGGUCAAGAGGAGAGACAGGCACUAGACGAGUUUGAUCUCAGCCUCUGUGGGGUCACAGUUCCACCACCAGUUCUGUCAGACGGCCCUCGGUUGGCCAUGAUUUUCAGUAGUGGAGCUACCACGGGAAAAGGUUUCAAGGCUCGAUACGUUUUCGAAACAGACUAUAAAGUUCCUGGUACGCCUUCUCCUGAUGGUACUUGUCACUUCACCUAUAUGAGCACGAUUUCUCCUCGUGGUGAGUUUAAUUCGCCUCGCUACCCGGCCAACUACCCAUCAAAUACCACAUGCCAAUACAUCUUCCAAGGUGAGCCCGGGAUGCAGAUCAAAAUAGUCUUUAAUUACUUCAAAACCAAAACGAAGCAUGAUCCAGCCAGUACAGGCUACAAUGAAGUUUGCACGGAAGACUGGUUGGAGAUCUAUGAAGUCCAUCCGAGUGGACGGGAAAACAAAGUGGGGCGUUAUUGUUCUAAGUCCACCCCUGGCCCAAUCGUCUCUGAUAAGGGAGUGCACACUAUGAAAGUUGUCCUACACACAGAUGCAGAAGGAGUAGCUAGUGGUUUUACAGCGACUUACAAUUUCAUCAGCCCUACUCAAAAAUUCGAAGAAUGUGGAUUCAACAUCAGCGGGAAGACAGCUGGGGUGAUCACCAGUCCAGGUUUCCCUGAGAAGUACAAGGACAGACGUCAAGUAUGCCACUGGUACAUAAGUGUGAAACCCAAUUCAAAGCUACUACUCCUGUUUACUUUCUUUAGACUGGAAGGAGAUCCGCUAG